Messenger RNA from Pan troglodytes (chimpanzee), 3723 nucleotides. RefSeq names its product ceramide synthase 2 (gene CERS2). Gene Ontology annotation, cellular component: membrane. Gene Ontology annotation, molecular function: DNA binding; sphingosine N-acyltransferase activity. Gene Ontology annotation, biological process: ceramide biosynthetic process. The transcript has 11 exons. Bases 1546 to 2766 code for a protein of 406 amino acids. The record is from RefSeq and is a predicted model, not a curated record. Lineage: Eukaryota; Metazoa; Chordata; Mammalia; Primates; Hominidae.
AGGUAGGGCGGAAGGUGGGGACGCGGGGGCUGCGGGCGACGGGGCCGAGCCGCGGGCUUCCCUUUGUUGGGGAGUGGAGGAGCUUGGUGACCAUUGGCGCGAGAGCCUCCACCCUGGCAGCGGCCCGCGGGGUUGCCCUGGCCUGGACGCGUCCUGUGGCUUGGGUGGGAGGAGAGGGGAGGGCCCUGCCCCGUUUUCUUCCUACCGGCCCACCGUGCCCACCUCGCAGGCGAGGUCAGAGCUUCCAUGUGCUUAACGGGAAACAGGAAGGAGCGGCCCAGAGCGCCUGCCCCGGCCCGGUAGGGCUAAGGCAUACCGUUAUGAGGUGUGGGUGGCUGGCAAGGGAGCUCCUGGUGGAACUGGCUUUCUGGGCCGUAGCUUGUUAAUCACUAGAGGCCCGUGGCAAGUGGGUUGACUGCAGGUGUAGAGCACUCAUCUUUAGCCUGCAGUUGGAGUCUCUCCCUCCCUAAGCCUAGCUCCUGGCAUCAAAACCUGGUUUCAGUCACCUGAGUUGCCAGGCCCAGGUUCAGGGGGUUCUGAGGAUCGUGGCGAAUGCAGUGAGCCCCUGUUCCUGGAGAAGUGAGUCCGAGCAGGUCUCCAGCAGGCAGUCACCCCCAUAUCUGUGCUGGGGCAGGGGUGGGUGGCGGUUGCUGCCGCAUACCGGAGUCGGGAUGACCGCACCGGGGUGUGAGUGGCUGCACAUGUAAAGGGGCUCCUAAGGGUAAGGACUUGCCUGCAGUCCUGUCCCUGAGGACCUGGCGCUGACCAUACCGUGAUCUGCACAGUCUGUUCCAGAAAGGGAUCCUUUUCUCCCCUGGUCCCCCACUCCCCUCACUGGGGCCUCUGGCCAGAUUUUCCCCUGGGAGGAAGGGCCUCCUUUUUCCCCUGUCACUGGCCACAGGCUGGCUGAUCCCUCACUGUGUCCUUCAACACCGCCCCAGCUGUCUCUCAAACCUACCGGCGUCUCCCUGCCCCUGGGGCCAUAGUCUCAUGCAGUGUUUGGGUCCGUGGAGGCCUUUGGUGGGACUUUGCAGACAAGCUGUAGGCCAGAUGAGGCUAAGGACUACUGUUCUGACUGCCUCUCACCCACCUCUUUUUUACAAUCUGGCUUAUUUUGAGGCCCAUCCUGCAGCCUGGAGGGAUAACACACCUCUCAUUGGCUCCAUCCAUGGCUUGUAGACUUAUAGUUCAUGACCUGCUUCUGUUGCCUGAAAGUUUUCAACAAGGAAGACUAUUCAGGACUUCUUCAGUGGAAGCAGGGAGCCGGUGGGACCUUUGUCACUCCUCCCUUGUCAACAACUCCUUUCUAUUUUCCUCAGUUAUUCUUCCAAACUAUGAGAGCCAGUCAGACUGACCACCUGGAGUCUGAGAGAAUUCCUUCCUCUCAGGCCGAAACUUCUGCCUUCUCAGCCGUUUGGAUCUACAGACUCCCAUGGGGAUCCUCUGCUCCUUUCAUCCACCUAGAGGGGUCUUGUGGGGGUGUCAGUCAGAGUUGGGGCAAAGGUUGGGGCUGGACAGAGUGCUGCUCAAGUUCCUGCUAAUCCAAUGCCAGUUAAAUCCCUGCUCUUCUGGCCCCUCUCCAGCCUGUGCCUCAGAAAGUGGCAUCUGUGCCUCCAAGGCAGGAUGCUCCAGACCUUGUAUGAUUACUUCUGGUGGGAACGUCUGUGGCUGCCUGUGAACUUGACCUGGGCCGAUCUAGAAGACCGAGAUGGACGUGUCUACGCCAAAGCCUCAGAUCUCUAUAUCACGCUGCCCCUGGCCUUGCUCUUCCUCAUCGUUCGAUACUUCUUUGAGCUGUACGUGGCUACACCACUGGCUGCCCUCUUGAACAUAAAGGAGAAAACUCGGCUGCGGGCACCUCCCAACGCCACCUUGGAACAUUUCUACCUGACCAGUGGCAAGCAGCCCAAGCAGGUGGAAGUAGAGCUUUUGUCCCGGCAGAGCGGGCUCUCUGGCCGCCAGGUAGAGCGUUGGUUCCGUCGCCGCCGCAACCAGGACCGGCCCAGUCUCCUCAAGAAGUUCCGAGAAGCCAGCUGGAGAUUCACAUUUUACCUGAUUGCCUUCAUUGCCGGCAUGGCCGUCAUUGUGGAUAAACCCUGGUUCUAUGACAUGAAGAAAGUUUGGGAGGGAUAUCCCAUACAGAGCACUAUCCCUUCCCAGUAUUGGUACUACAUGAUUGAACUUUCCUUCUACUGGUCCCUGCUCUUCAGCAUUGCCUCUGAUGUCAAGCGAAAGGAUUUCAAGGAACAGAUCAUCCACCAUGUGGCCACCAUCAUUCUCAUCAGCUUUUCCUGGUUUGCCAAUUACAUCCGAGCUGGGACUCUAAUCAUGGCUCUGCAUGACUCUUCCGAUUACCUGCUGGAGUCAGCCAAGAUGUUUAACUACGCGGGAUGGAAGAACACCUGCAACAACAUCUUCAUCGUCUUCGCCAUUGUUUUCAUCAUCACCCGACUGGUCAUCCUGCCCUUCUGGAUCCUGCAUUGCACCCUGGUGUACCCACUGGAGCUCUAUCCUGCCUUCUUUGGCUAUUACUUCUUCAAUUCCAUGAUGGGAGUUCUACAGCUGCUGCAUAUCUUCUGGGCCUACCUCAUUUUGCGCAUGGCCCACAAGUUCAUAACUGGAAAGCUGGUAGAAGAUGAACGCAGUGACCGGGAAGAAACAGAGAGCUCAGAGGGGGAGGAGGCUGCAGCUGGGGGAGGAGCAAAGAGCCGGCCCCUAGCCAAUGGCCACCCCAUCCUCAAUAACAACCAUCGUAAGAAUGACUGAACCAUUAUUCCAGCUGCCUCCCAGAUUAAUGCAUAAAGCCAAGGAACUACCCCCCUCCCCGCGCUAUAGGGUCACUUUAAGCUCUGGGGAAAAAGGAGAAAGUGAGAGGAGAGUUCUCUGCAUCCUCCCUCCUUGUCACCCAGUUGCCUUUAAACCAAAUUCUAACCAGCCUAUCCCCAGGUAGGGGGACGUUGGUUAUAUUCUGUUAGAGGGGGAUGGUCGUAUUUUCCUCCCUAUCCGCCAAGUCAUCCUUUCUACUGCUUUUGAGGCCCUCCCUCAGCUCUCUGUGGGUAGGGGUUACAAUUCACAUUCCUUAUUCUGAGAAUUUGGCCCCAGCUGUUUGCCUUUGACUCCCUGACCUCCAGAGCCAGGGUUGUGCCUUAUUGUCCCAUCUGUGGGCCUCAUUCUGCCAAAGCUGGACCAAGGCUAACCUUUCUAAGCUCCCUAACUUGGGCCAGAAACCAAAGCUGAGCUUUUAACUUUCUCCCUCUAUGACACAGAUGAAUUGAGGGUAGGAGGAGGGUGCACAUAACCCUUACCCUACCUCUGCCAAAAAGUGGGGGCUGUACUGGGGACUGCUCGGAUGAUCUUUCUUAGUGCUACUUCUUUCAGCUGUCCCUGUAGCGACAGGUCUAAGAUCUGACUGCCUCCUCCUUUCUCUGGCCUCUUCCCUUUCCCUCUUCUCUUCAGCUAGGCUAGCUGGUUUGGAGUAGAAUGGCAACUAAUUCUAAUUUUUAUUUAUUAAAUAUUUGGGGUUUUGGUUUUAAAGCCAGAAUUACGGCUAGCACCUAGCAUUUCAGCAGAGGGACCAUUUUAGACCAAAAUGUACUGUUAAUGGGUUUCUUUUUUAAAUUAAAAGAUUAAAUAAAAAAUAUUAAAUAAAACAUGGCAAUAAGUGUCAGACUAUUAGGAAUUGAGAAGGGGGAUCAACUAAAUAAACGAAGAGAGUCUUUCUUA